Messenger RNA from Loxodonta africana (African savanna elephant), 9776 nucleotides. RefSeq names its product ribosomal oxygenase 2 (gene RIOX2). The coding region runs from base 105 to 1496 and encodes 463 amino acids. The record is from RefSeq and is a predicted model, not a curated record. The transcript is spliced from 10 exons. NCBI's taxonomy places the organism in Eukaryota, Metazoa, Chordata, Mammalia, Proboscidea, Elephantidae. Gene Ontology annotation, cellular component: nucleolus. Gene Ontology annotation, molecular function: histone H3K36 demethylase activity; histone H3K4 demethylase activity.
GCCCGCCCCCAGCCGCCGCCACCGCCCUGUCGCCUCGCGGCCGCGCGCAACAGGCCGUGCCGGUAGGUUUGCAUUUCCUCACUGUUUGUCUUGAAGACUGAGUGAUGCCAAAGAAAGCAAAGCCUGCAAGGAAUGGGAAGGAAGCGGGGCCUGUUCCCUGUAAGCAGGCGAAGGUGGAGGCGGCUGCUGUGCCUUCUACCUUGAACUUUGACAGCCCCAGUAAUCUCUUUGAAAGUUUAAUCUCGCCCAUCAAGACAGAGACUUUUUUCAAGGAAUUCUGGGAGCAGAAGCCUCUUCUUAUUCAGAGAGAUGACCCUGCAUUGGCCACAUAUUACCAGUCUCUGUUCAGGUUGACGGAGCUGAAGAGUCUGUGCAGCCGGGGUUUGUACUAUGGAAGAGACAUAAAUGUCUGCCGGUGUGUCAACGGGAAGAAGAAGGUUUUAAAUAAAGAUGGCAAAGUGUAUUUUCUUCAGCUGAGAAAAGAUUUUGAUCAGAAAAGGGCCACAAUUCAGUUUCACCAACCUCAGAGAUUUAAGGAUGAGCUGUGGAGGAUCCAGGAGAAGCUUGAAUGUUACUUUGGCUCCUUGGUUGGCUCGAAUGUGUACAUAACCCCCGCAGGGUCUCAGGGCCUACCCCCCCACUACGAUGAUGUCGAGGUUUUCAUCCUGCAGCUGGAGGGAGAGAAACACUGGCGCCUCUACCAUCCCACUGUGCCCCUGGCUCGAGAGUACAGCGUGGAGGCUGAGGACAGGAUCGGGAGGCCGACACACGAGUUCACAUUGAAGCCAGGUGAUCUGCUCUACUUUCCCAGAGGGACCAUUCAUCAAGCAGACACUCCUCCGGGGCUGGCCCACUCCACUCAUGUGACCAUCAGCACCUACCAGAACAGUUCAUGGGGAGAUUUCCUUUUGGAUACCAUUUCCGGGCUUGUGUUUGAUACUGCAAAGGAAGACAUUGAGUUACGUGCUGGCUUACCCCGGCAGCUGCUCCUGCAGGUGGGAAGCACAACGGUUACAACAAGAUUAAGUGGCUUUCUGAGGAUGCUUGCAGACCGGCUGGAGGGCACCGAAGAAUUGCUUUCAUCAGACAUGAAGAAGGAUUUUGUUGUGAACAGACUGCCCCCUUACCGUAUGGGGCAUGGGGCAGAGCUUUCAACACCAGGUGGAACGUUCCCACGGUUGCACAGCACAGUGAGAUUUCAGUUUAAAGAGCACAUCAUCCUCAUGGUAGGGCUAGAUCAGGACCGAUCUGAUGAAACUCAAGAAAAAAUGGUUUACAUCUAUCAUUCCUUAAGGAACAGGAGAGAGACACACAUGAUGGGAAAUGAGGAAACGGAGGCUCAUGGGCUUCGCUUUCCCUUAUCACAUAUGGAUGCACUGAAGCAAAUUUGGAACAGUUCAGCUAUUUCUGUCAAGGACCUGGAACUUCCCACAGAUGAGGAAAAGGAAAGCCUGGUAUUAUCCCUCUGGACAGAAUGUUUAAUUCAAGUAGUCUAGUGCUUUUGCAGAAUCAAGUCUCUACUAUUUUAUAAUACGUAAUUUAAAAAAGAAAAGGAAGGUAUGUGUGCUGGGUAUACCCUGUUGUCUUGAGCUAGCAGGCUGGAAUGGUUACACACAUAAGCCAAAGACAGGAGCCAAGGAGAAGAUGAAUGGAGUUUUCCUUACUUGUGUCUCUACUAACACAGGAUCUACCUGUUACAGGUGGUCAGUUGGCUCUAUGUACUAUGAGAGACAUGGAAGACAGAAGAGCAAAUUACUAAGUGUCCCAUAGAGUGACAAAACCAUACUUUACACGAGUUUAUUUAAUCCAGUGUGGUAGAAAAGGCACAACUCCAAUAAAUGUAUUAUUUAAAUUUAUGUUGUUACCUGGCUUUGUCUUUGUUAUUUGGAAGAAACAACUUCUUUAAAGAGCCCAAAUGACUCUAUUAUUUAAAUUUAUGUUGUUACCUGGCUUUGUCUUUGUUAUUUGGAAGAAACAACUUCUUUAAAGAGCCCAAAUGACUCUAGAAAUUUUUUAAACAAGUAACAGAGAAGAAUUUAACUUGGUUUUUUUUACAAUGAAAAUAUACAUGGCUUUGUGUAUACAUAAGCCUUCCCUCCCCACUGCCCCCCAUUAAAAUAAAGUUAUUCCUGUAACAAGUUUCAUUAAAUAAUCCUGCCACACUGAUGAGAGGCACUCACAUCUGUGGGCAUAAGGGAGUUUUACAGAUGCUUCUUGGAAAGAUGACAAAUGAAGAGCCUGAGAUUGAAGGGAAAAUCCCCAAUAUUUACACUGAAAGACCAAGUUUCCAUAAAAAAAUACUCAACGGGUCUGUGUCUGAGUUUAAACUAUUUACUGUUAUUUUACAUUCUAAAGUGCAUAUAGGUUGAUAUUUGAAAAAUAUCACUGGAGAAUUUAAUGUCUAUAAAAACAGCAGACAUAUUUCUGCUUUUUGGCAAAAGUUGGGAAUGAAGGGAACAGCUGUCUCAGUGUAAGUUAAAUCUAACUCCGGAGGGAAAAAUGCUUGUGAAUUGUGCACUUACAGGUAGUAAUGACUACUCAAUACUAAGACAAAGAUGAUUUCCUACCUGAUUUUUGGUUAAAUAAGAGCUAUUUCAAAUGGGAGUGAAAAACCAAGAUUUGUUACUUAGUAGAGAAAUCAACUGGACCUUUACUUGAAAAGAAAAUGGCUGAGGUCAAGGCUCAAAUACAACUUGGCUUAAAAUUUGAACGUCUGGAAUGUGCCUUUACUUCCAGCAAAGAAAAACCUGACUGUUCUUAUGCUCAGGUGACACAGCCUCUAUAAACACUUCUCCUUGAAGGCAGAUCAGGCAAACUAGGGUGGGUCCCAGCACCAUGGUGGGCAACUGUUGGUUAGCCUUGUUGCCCAGAGGGACGUGUUUGUUAAUAACUGGAGUGCAAGGUUGGCCACAGGUUAUUUGUGCUCUUUUUUUUUUUUUUUUGCAAGGACUAAGGAUGGAAUUGGUCACCGAAAAUACUCCAAGUUGUGCCUUUUUCCUAACAAAACCGAGGUUCCUCCCUGGGGUCAGUUACAAGUAUAAAAACACUUGGGGUGCUGCCUCCAAUACAGAACCUUUAAGGUUUACCUAAUACAGCAGCUUAACAGGAAGGUUUAUUAUCAGAUAUGUUUUCAGAUGCUGCUAAAAGUUAGUCAUCUCUUUCCAGCAAGUAUGACCUGACCUAUAGGGAUAUGUUUCCCUGUGCCUUACAUAAGCAUCUACUAGAAUACUGAUUAUAGAGGGUGACAGUGUCCUAUAGUGGCUAACAGGAAUAGGAUUCACGUUUGGUGAACAGGAGAGAAAAUACAGACUUCAAGAGACAUCCUUACCAAAACUGGAGAACAAUCAGGAAUAAAACCUUCACCAGAAAUCCAAUCAAAGCGUGUCUUUACGUAACAUAUUCUUCAUAGGGACACUGAAAAACUGGCAAGAAUGUCCUGGGCUUUUCAUGGUUAAGAGCAAGAGAGUCUUGAAGCUUGGGGAAAAAGCUCAUCCUGCUGAGCAAUCCAGUAGCCUGAGGACAGCAGCUUCCUUUUCCAAGACAAUGAGGGACGUGUGGUUCCUUUUUCCUUUGCUCUUUCCAGGGAUGCUGUUGAUUUUCUCUCAGAGUAUUUCAAUGUCCCACUUCUGUGUUUCUUCUCCCUCCAGGGGCUGAUUUACAAUUACAUGAGUUUUGUCAUAAUAAUUCCCUCCUAAAAGAGAAAUCCCAAAAGAAGAGACUGUUUGUUCAUGCAGGUGCUUAGCCAUUUCACAAGUAGCUUUUGUUCAGCCUGCUGUUUGGGUAGAUUAAUAUGUCAUUUACAGAGUGGCCUGUAACGGGAAACUGAGUUGAAACAGGCUGAGCUAUUAUUGUUCACCUCAAAUUGGACCUUACUGUGACUCAAACUGAAGAACUAAAAGGCACAAUACAUGAUUGCAUAAGCAGUGUACCCCGACAAUGCGAUUCUCAAGAACAGAGUGCUCUGAGGGGGCUCUGGCUGAACGUCAGGUACUGUGUUUUUGUUUUCUACACCAACAGAGGCUAUGACUAGUCUAGUUAAAGCAAAAGCCACGAAUGAUGUUGGGCCUGACCUUGCUGAGUUCAAAAACGGAGGGCUUUUGAGGACCGUGGCAAUUCACAGGAAAAAGUUAGAGAUGUUUCUAGGAAACACGUGAUAUUCAUUGUAUGGUUUAUGAAGCUUCCAAUUUGAAAUCGCUUUCCAGGUUCAUACAACAAAUGAUCUUACAACUGUACUAAUGAAUAAAAACUUUUAGACUUUGUCCUUAGGCUUAGCUUGAUCCACAAAGGUACUUGUUUAAUUUCUUAAAACUGUAUCUCUUAAAAUUUUUUCAAGCAGAAUGAAAAAUGACUUAACAUUUCUCUUAAACAUAAAGGAUGUCCUUUACCCAGAAAAAGGACUUAGAAAUGAUAACCCCAAAACACUAGAUCUCAUCAAAGGCCCACCUUUAACAUCAAGGACGAGCUGAUCACUGAGGUAAGAGCUGAUAGUUCCAUCUUUGUUCAGUCUCCACUUCUGCCUGAAUUGCCCAUGUUCAGUCCACAGGGCUACUUUAGCUCCAGGUAUGUCCCGGCCGCCAAUCACAUCAAGACAUGUAUCACUGGCCUACAAGGGUUAAGAAACAACUUGGGAGGGACCGUGUUUGGUAAAAUGAAUUGGGUUUCUUUCAGGUAAACAAUCCAUAGAAAUUAAAUGAUUAUAUCUUAUCUAAAAAGAAUACUGUAUAGCAUAAUAGUACUUUCAGUAAACUUUUUUAAGUCUUCUUUUUUGGCCAGGGGGAGGAGAUGGUAUAGAAAUAAGCCCACUGAAAUAGAUAUACUUGUUUGUUAAAGGAUGCCUGCAUAUUGCGAUAGAUGUUCAAUAAGGGUUUGCUGAAUUAAAAUUAAACAUGAAGUCCCUGCUAGCUUAACGUGUAGUGAGGUGCUAAAGAUAACCAGAUAAUAAUUACUUUCAAAUGCUUUUCAUCUGUGUUGAAGCAAGAGAAAAAGUAGAUAAUUCAUUGGUGAUCCGAUAAGGUUAUAAUGUUUUUAAACUGGUGUCUUACUCCCAAUAGCAUCAACCAGAAUGGUCACCGAAAAGUAAUCUCAAUUUUAUUUUCUAAGCUUUCUCCCAUAACAGCAUCUUUCUUCUACUACUACUUCAUUGUGUAUUUUGAAAAUGAAAGCAUUGCAACAUGUUUAGAAUCUCAAAGACAGCUGAUUUUAUCUGGGCCACUGAGUAAGCAACGUCUUACAAAAGCACAUUGUCCAAUUCAGAGCCAGUGAUACAUAUCAUUGGUUUUAAAAAAAUCAUUUAGGCAUACCUUUGUUUAACUUAAAUAUCAAAACUGGAUUUUCUAGAUGAAAAAAUUUAGCCAUUUCACUUAAAUGCUUUAGUAAUAAAUGCCUGUCAGUAUAUGGUCAUACAAUGAACUAUCUAAGAAUUGACAUUUUCAGUCCAUUUGGUUUGCACGAUUCUAGUUUCCAAAAGAACAGACCAAAGACCAAAAGCAGGGGGGUAUUCAUUUAUGGGGUUAUGCACCAAAACUUCAGUGGUUUGAGUUCACCCAGAGGCCCCUUGGAAGAAAAGGGCUGGUAAUUUACUUCUGGAAAAUCAACCAAUGAAAACCCCACGGAGCACAGUUCUACUCUGACAUACACGGUGUCGGCAUGAGUCAGAACUGACUCAGUAGCAACUGGUUUGGUAGGUUACCUUGGAUUUAAAGAGUCCUCGACAGUAGUGCCAGAUCUGGGUAUUUUUUCCACUAUAGGGAGAAAUGCACACAGAUGUUGCCCUUGUGUCAGCUAGGUUUCCAGUGACUGUAAGAUACUCAUCCUGGGCUCGGUUCUUUAUUCUGAUGUACACUGCAGGCUAUGACAAGGGGAAAGCAGAGCCAUUUAAAAAUAACCUUUUGAAUCUAGAGAUCAAUACUUCAAAGAAGGAAAGCAUGGAAGUAAGAAGUGACUUUAUCAGCUUCAUUCUUACUCCUUUUAGCAAAUACAUUGAAACAAUUAUGUACAAAAUAGUAUUUUCUAUUGACAAAUCCUUAGACUAUGGAGCACAAAGUUUAAACUGUACAAUCUCUGAAAAGUAUGAAAAUUUUUGGAAAGGUAAAUUGAAAUAGUUUCAUUCACCAGAACUCCAUGCGGCGAGGGCUACAGAAUAAUUAGGGACUUUGGUUUCAUCCAAUAACUAAUGUGUUCUGUUGGGCUGAGGGAGGUAAGGGAGUGGGAUUAAGGGCAAGGUACCACUACAAAGAGCUUGCAAAAACUCAGGAAACAUUAAUUCCAACUAUCAGAUGUACUGUCUUGUGCUAUGAUUAAGUGCCAAAUGACUGCAAUGGCAAUUCUUGAAAAAACCCAGGUAGCUGAUGACCCCAGUGGCUGUGGUUAUCUCUGCAUACAUAAGACCUUCAUACCUCUUCAAAGGAAGAGACCAUGUACGUUUAAUCACUACUGAGGUAUUGAAAAUGGCUAACAAUGGACUUCAUCCUUUAAAACUUAAUAUUUUAAGAUAAAAUAUUAAAUCUAGGGCUUGCCUCAAAGGAUGAUGAUGUUGUUAGGUUCUGUCGAGAUGGUUCUGACUCACAGCCAUCCUAUGUACAACAAAAUGAAACACUGCCUGGUACAGCGCCAUCCUCACAAUCAUGGCUGUGUUUGAGCCCAAUGUUGGAGCCACUGUGUCCAUCCAUCUCAUUGUGGGUCUUCCUUUUUUUUUUUUUUUUUGCUGAUCCUCUACCAAACAUGAUGUCCUUCUCCAGGGGCUGGCUCCUUCUGAUAACAUGUCCAAAGUGCAUGAGACGAAAUCUCACCAUCCUUGCUUCUAAAGAGUAUUCUGUUUGUACUUCUUCCAAGACAGAUUUGUUCGUUCCUUUGGCAGUCCAUGGUAUGUUCAAUAUUCUGUGCCAACCCCACCAUUCAAAGGCGUCAGUUCUUCUUCAGUCUUCCUUAUUCAUUGUCCAGCUUUCACAUGCAUAGGAGGCGACCAAAAACAGCAUGGCUUGGGUAAGGAGCACCUUAGUCGUCAAGGUGACAUCUUUGCUUUUCAACACUUUAAAGAAGUCUUUUGCAGCAGCAGAUCUGCCCAAUGCAAUACGUUACAUUGUUUAUUUCUUGACUGCUGCUUCCAUGGGCGUUGAUUGUGGAUCCGAGUAAAAUGAAAUCCUUGACAACUUAAAGCCUUUCUCCGUUUAUCAUGAUGUUGCUCAUUGGUCCAGUUCUGGGGAUUUUUGUUUUCGUUAUGUUGAGAUGCAAUCCAUACUGAAGGCUGUAGUCUUUGAUCUUCAUCAGUAAGUGCUUCAAGUCCUCUUUGCUUUCAGUAAGCAAGGUUAUGUCAUCUGCAUAUCACAGGUUGUUAGUAAGUCUUCCUCUAAUCCUGAUGCUGUGUUCUUCAUAUGGUCCAGCUUCUCAAGAUUAUUCGCUCAACAUACAGAUUGAAUAAGUAUGGUGAAAGGAUACAACCCUGACACAUCUUUCCUGAUUUUAAACCAUGCAGUAUCCCCUUGUUCUGUUGGAACAACUGCCUCUUGGUCUAUGCAAAGGUUCCUCUUGAGCACAGUUAAGUGUUCUGAACUCCCAUUCUUUGCAAUGUUAUCCACAAUCGACUCGAGGGCACUGGGUUUGGGCCACAAAGAUGAUAAAUGAUAUUUAUUGAGUGUUCAGUAUAUGCCAAGCAGUGUUCUAAAUGCUUUCUGUGCUAUAUCAUUUGUCAGAUACAACUUUAACAAACCUUUAAGAUUAAAGUACAACUGUGACCCUAAUUUUAUAAGGUUAGCACAAAAUGUGAAGAAGCCGGGUCUGUUCGUACCAAAAUCCUCCCUCUUCACCAGGAUGGUUGAAGGCCUGUACUGAAAUGCACGAGUUAGUCUUAGACACAGGGAAUGACAGACUACUUCCAAAGAUGGCAGUAAGAUUCUGAAAGGGUAGGACACAUGCUCGAAGCUCAACAAAAAAACUGGUGUUCUUUCAGCUCCGUGACUGGCCUCCAGCCAUAAUGUAAAAUACAGGACACCCACCUGCCUUGGGUUGGGUGUUGGCAUCUCAAUUAGAAUCUUAGCUAAAUAAUAACAAAUGUAUUGCUAUUUAUUAGGGUGCACUUACAUUCUGAGAAACAUAAAUGCUAGGUAAAUGCAAUGUGAUAUUAUGGUAAUGAGUGAAUAUCCUACUGUUUUGAAGCUUAUGAAAGGCCAACACAAGGUUAGCUGAAUUUUGGUAAAUUGUUACCAUGUUUUGGUAACAAUUUGGGCAAAUCAGCUUUAUGAUUUGAGUAAAUCAGCUGCAAAAGAUCUCUUUGAAGUGUUGAAAAGCAAAGAUGUCACCUUGGAGACUAAGGUGCACCUGACCCAAGCCAUGGUGUUUCCAAUCGCCUUAUAUGCAUAUGAAAGCUGGACAAUGAAUACGGAAUACCUCAAAGAAGAACUGACACCUUCGAAUUGUGGUGUUGGUGAGGAAUAUGGAAUAUACCAUGGAUUGCCAAAAGGAGAAGUACAACCAGAAUGUUCCUUAGAAGCAAGGAUGGCGAGACUAUGUCUCACAUACUUUGGACGUUAUCAGGAGGGAUCAGUCCCUGGAGAAGGACAUCAUGCUUGGUAAAAUAGAGGAUCAGCAAAAAAGAGGAAGACCUUCAACAAGACGGACGGACACAGUGGCUGCAACAAUGGGAUCAAGCAUAGCAACAAUUGUGAGAAUGACGCAGGACAGGACAGUGUUUCAUUCUGUUGUUCAUAGGGUUGCUAUGAGUCGGAACCAACUUGACAGCACCUAACAACAAUAACAACAACAAUGAAAAUAAACAUUCUGAGCACUUAAAUAGACAAAUGAUUACCUGGUUAUUUAAAGCAGGUGAAUAAGAGCUUUACUUGGGCUAAAUGUUUUAAACCACUUUUAUAUUCAUAAUGCAACAGUAAGGUACUUAAAUUUCUAUAAUUCAGCCUGGUUUCCCAUUGAAAUUAUUACGAAUUCUUGAAGUUUCAGUAUAUCUUUAUUAUGGUUCAUUACCUGGUACACAUCAGAAAACAGACAUGACCUUCACAGAUGAGAGAGUUCCAGUUACUUGAGGACCAAACAUCACAGUUUUGAUAAAUUAACUCAAGCAAGGUACUAAUUAUCCUUAUUACGCAUCUGUAGUCUGACUCCUAUGUAAUUAUAUUUAAAAACACUGAUAUGCAUUGUAAGUACCUUAGUGACUUCCUAAUUCCCAACCUCAAAGAUCACAUUUGAAUUACUCUUGUAUUUCUAAACAAGAAUAUGAAUAAACAUAGUACCAAUAGCCUUACCAAAAAGUUAAAUAUGACCCAAGAUAACUGUUGCAGAAACCAAAGAUCCCUUUGCUGGGAUUCAAAGCUGUGGCCUUAAUAAACAGCAAGGAAAGUAACUUAUUGAAGUAUUAUUUUGAAAUUUAAUCAGAAUAGGAAUCAGAUUGUUUCUAAAGCACAAUGCAAGAGAAAUAACAAAUCGUGUUGUCAAAAAAUUUCUGUGUAAAACUAGAGGCUAUACUGUAUCUCAGGGCCCUGGAAAAUGGGCAGGGACAUGCUUCCCUACCAAGGAACCACCAUUCCAAAAGAAGGAAAAUAUUCUAGUGUUAAACUUUGCUUCUAAAGUUCCUAACAACAAAGGGUUAGCAUCAUUAUGUAGCUGGUAAAGGCUAAACCAACAGGAUUCCCACUUCUGCCCUGCUUUUUCCUAUGGCUUUUCAGUGGGAUUACCCAUCUGAUGCUACAGGAAUGAAGAACAAGCACGAUGUAAAGAUCACCGGAUCGUGUAGCACAUGUUCUAUGCCUGGAAAGCUCGCUACGGUUUUA